GUCGGGCUUGAAGUCGCUUAUUCUGCACUGCGAUUCCACCGGGAGAGGAUCUGGCUUUUCAGGCUCUGUGCUCGACUCCGAAAACCCUAUAUUAACACAUUAAGACAACAUGGCCAGAACAGCACUCGUGACCCUGUCUGCGGCCGUGAUCGUGGCGGUGGCGCUGCUCUCGUCCACCGCGCAGGCGCAGCAGAGCGAGUCAGCCGUCCAGGAGACCCCCGGCCUUCUGGAGCGAAUCAUGACCAACUACGUGUAUCCGCUUCGAGACAUGGACUGGAGGACGAUGGUGAGGAACGCACUCGAGAACAUGAUGAACUACAUCGCUCCGGACGCCAAGGAACCCAAGAUCGGAGGGCUGCCACGGGCGCGGAGGGAGGCGGGCGGCGACGCGGGGGGCUUGGCUUCCUUCCUGGGGUUCCUCCUGGAGCACCCCGGCCUGAUGGGAGGCGAGGGGGGGAGCCAGAGGAGCAAGAGGAGGAAGAGGAACCCCCAUCCCGAGGCCUCCGACGCCCACGCCCGCUCCCGACGACAACGUUCGAAUCCGGAGACGCGAGAAGCAACCGAGGGAACCUCCACCAACAGCAGCCUGGCGAAAUUCUUCUUCAACGGUAACAGCAACGUGUCCUCCUCGGUCGCCGGGCAUUCCUGGGCAUACCUGAGCAUGCUGGUGUUCUACUGUGGCCUCAGCAUCUUCGGCGCCCUCCUGCCGCUCUACAAGAUGGCCAGGGACGAGAUCCUGGAGGCCACGGGGGGCGAGGAGCCGCACGCGCCGCCGCACAACCACGUCGAGACGGGGAACAUCUUCCAGAUCUGAAGGGAAGGGCGAGAGAGAGGGAGAAAGGGACAGAGAAGAAAAAUAAGAAUGACUUGAGAGAAAGAGAGAAGGCAGGUAAAAACAUGGGAAUGGCUCGAGAGAAAGAGAGAAGAAGGCAGGCAAAAACAUAGGAAUGGCUUGAGAGAGAGAAAAGGGCAGAGGAAAACAAAGGAAUGGCUUGAGAGAGAGAGAGAAAAGGCCAGGUGAAAAAAAAUAUAUAGGAAUGACAUGAGAAAAAAGCAGGUAGAAAAUAAGAAUGGCUUGAAAGAGGAUUUUUAAAAAAUCAGGCGAAUGGAUACACAUUUAUAUACAUAUUUGUUUAUUCAUUAAUUACCCCAUAUCUUAGUGGGAUAUUAAUAAUUUCCUGUGAUUAAUUUCAUCUCCGUGACCAAUGUCAAUGUUCUGUGAUUAACCACAUUUGCGUGAUCAACAUUUAAUGGUUAACGACUCCAUAAUCAAUACAAUGUCACCUGAAAUAAUAUGACCAAAGUAUCAUUAAAAGUCUCUCUACUUAUAAUCUAAGGGCAAGGCAAGGUCAGAGGUCAAGGGGUCAACUAAUUCCCUUUCUUGUGGCUCUGUCUCCUGUGGUCUAGUUAGGUAACUGGUAAAUCUAUGUCUAGUUAUUAAGGUAUUUAUUGAGUUCUAUUUAUUUCUCCUCCCCCCCCCCCCUUUUUAAAAAUAUUUAUGUUGUUUUGAUAAUAAAGAUGAUACAGAUAUAAA
Messenger RNA from Penaeus indicus, 1534 nucleotides. RefSeq lists its product as uncharacterized. NCBI's taxonomy places the organism in Eukaryota, Metazoa, Arthropoda, Malacostraca, Decapoda, Penaeidae. The transcript has 4 exons. The record is from RefSeq and is a predicted model, not a curated record. The coding region runs from base 110 to 814 and encodes 234 amino acids.